GUUGUCCACAAUCUUAUCCAUCCAUCCUCGCAUCCACCAGCCGAGUCGACUCGAUACAGCCAGCAGCGACACUGCAUCGCUACGUGCUACCAGCGAGCUCAUAGCCCUCUACGAGCGGCGCCACCCCCGGCUCUCGACGGGCACUGCCAUCUCGCCGCCGCCAGCGCGCACGACGCGACCCCCCUGCGUCGGCCGACACCGACAGCGAUCGCCUGCGACUAGCACCACCAGCCACCAGCCAUGAACACAUACUACCUCUCCGAGGGGCUGUACCCGCAGUCGUUCAGCAACGGGACGUACUCGUCGCCUACGAGCAACACGAGCAGCCCGGCGACCGGCGCAGCGGGCACGGGCGUGGGCAUCAUGCCGUCCGCCGUCGGCGGGGUGGGCAGCGCCGCGCUCGCCCAGCAGCAGAUGUUACAGCAUGUGCAUGCGCAGGCGGCGGCACAGCACCAGGCGGCCGUGCACCACGCGCAGAUGCAGGCCGCGGCCGCGUCCAGCAGCGCCGCCGCGGCUCCGCCCCAGUCUGCGGCUGCCGCCUCGGCGCCGCCGCUCACCGGCCCCCUCGUCCACCCACACCAGGACCUGAACGACUUUUUGGAGAGCUUCUGGACGCGCCAGAUGGACGGCGUCGAGCGCGAGACGCCAGACUUCAAGACAUACAACCUGCCGCUAGCGCGUAUCAAGAAGGUGAUGAAGAGUGACGAGGAGGUCAAGAUGAUUUCGGCCGAGGCCCCCAUAAUGUUCUCCAAGGCCUGCGAGAUCUUCAUCUCGGAGCUGACGUGCCGCGCGUGGCUCGUGGCAGAGGGGCACAAGCGGCGGACACUGCAAAAGUCGGACGUGGCGGCCGCGAUUGCCUUCAGCGACGUGUUCGACUUUUUGAUCGACAUUGUGCCGCGCGACGGCGAGGAGGCGGCCGCUGGAGCGGCACCGGCCGCGCCGGCUGAGGCCGCGGCCGACGGCGAGGCGGCGCCGCAGGGCGGUGCGGGCGACGAGUGGGCGCCCGACGCCGAGUACGCCGACGACGCUGGCGGCGACGUGUACGACUACGACGACGGCGAGGGGCGCGAUGGCGAGGCGCUGUACUCUGAGUAUGUGCAGGGCGAGGGCGAGGCGUUUGGAUAAGCGGCGGGCAGGUGGGCGAGCGGGCGAGCGGGCGAGGUGAGCGUGAUGAGAGAGGGGGAUUAGGCCACGGCGACACCGACCACACCAUGUAGACCACACCGCACAUGCAUAGGGGUCAUUUAGAGAACA
This is a messenger RNA of Vanrija pseudolonga, 1254 nucleotides long. RefSeq names its product Nuclear transcription factor Y subunit C-2 (gene NFYC2). Gene Ontology annotation, molecular function: protein heterodimerization activity; RNA polymerase II cis-regulatory region sequence-specific DNA binding; DNA-binding transcription activator activity, RNA polymerase II-specific. The record is from RefSeq and is a predicted model, not a curated record. Bases 241 to 1125 code for a protein of 294 amino acids. Gene Ontology annotation, cellular component: CCAAT-binding factor complex; nucleus. Lineage: Eukaryota; Fungi; Basidiomycota; Tremellomycetes; Trichosporonales; Trichosporonaceae. Gene Ontology annotation, biological process: regulation of transcription by RNA polymerase II. The transcript is spliced from 2 exons.